CCAAGACCUCGCAGACCCACGCCACGCCACGCCGGUGAGGUAGAGGAGAGGAGGCGACGCGGCGGCGAUGGCGGGCGGCGACCGGGAGCGGGACGUCGAGGAGGAGACGCGGAAUCAGAUGAUGCAGAACCUCUUCGGGGACCAGUCGGAGGAUGAGGAGGACGCGGACGACGACGACGACGACGACGUCGUCGAGGUCGUCGACGACGACCACCGUCAGCAGCCGCCGCCGCAGCAGCGGCACCAGGAGCUGGACGACGACGUCGACGACGACGAGGAGGACGACGCCCGCAGCCACGCCCACGCCCGCUCCGGCGGGUACCACUCCGAAGAAGUGGAUGGUGAGGCAGAGAAUGGAGGGGAAGGUGAAGGCGAAAGUGAGGGACAAGUUGGGAUGGAAGAGGAAAGUGAAGGUGAAGCUCAUCGUGCGGAUCUUGAUCAAGGAGAAAGUGAUGGGGACAAGGUCCAGAGCUCUCCGGAAAGAGAACUUGAUGACCAAAGGGUGGAACCUGAUGCAAGAGGAAUGGACAGUGAAGAUGAGGGCUACCAGCAGAGGACAGUAUCUAGCAGAAGAAGGGGAGUUGUUGCCUCUGAAUCUGAGGGAUCCGAAGAUAAUUACUAUGCUGAUGGAGGUCAAGAAGACGAGGAACCUCGCCAAACAAGGAAACCAAGCUCCCCAAUGGAGGAAGAAAGAGAUCAGGAAGUAGUUCGCGAUGUGUUUGGUGACAGUGAUGAAGAUGAACCAGGUCCAUAUCGUACACGCCAUGACAUUGAUGAAGAUUCCCAUAGAUCGCCUAUAGAGGAUGAAGGGCAGUAUGAGAAGGACAUGCAACCAGAUGAUGUAGUGGCUGAUGAAGAUAUGCACUAUGAAUCUGAUGAAAAUCGCGAACUGAACACAAAAGAGAAACCAGUUGGUCCACCGCUGGACUUGGUAGUUCCAUUUAGGCAACCACCAGCUCGGCCUGACAAAAUGAAUGUGAUCAAGGUAUCAAACAUUAUGGGGAUUGACCCGAAACCCUUUGAUCCAAAAACAUAUGUGGAAGAAGAUGUUUUUGUUACAGAUGAAUCUGGAACUAAGAAAAGGAUACGGCUAGAGGACAAUAUUGUGCGGUGGAGAACCGUUAGGAACCCGGAUGGCACUACAUCUUAUGAAAGCAAUGCACGGUUUGUAAAAUGGAAAGAUGGAAGUAUGCAGCUUCUGAUUGGCAAUGAAGUUCUUGAUAUAUCUGUACAUGAUGCGCAUCAUGACCAGUCCCAUCUGUUUUUGAGGAAUGGGAAGGGAAUUCUACAAUCACAAGGAAGGCUUUUGCACAAAAUGAGAUUUAUGCCAUCUUCCUUGUCUUCAAAGUCACAUCGCCUGUUAACCGCACUGGUUGAUUCUCAGAAUAAGAAAACUGUUAAGAUGCAAAAAUGGUUUGAGACUAAGGAUCCUGAGAAAGUGAAACAGGAAAACGAAAGGGCUUUGGGUCAAAAUAUUCGGGCCCAUUCAAUUCUUCAACGCAAAAGAGAAAAGGUGAACCGCAAGUACACACAACCUGCCAGGCCAAGGCGACAGCUUUCCCCAGGGUUCUUGGAAGAUGCUUUAGAUGAGGAUGAUGAGCCAGAAUAUGGUUCUCGGCGAGUGCCAGGUCGUAGACGGUUUGAGGACGAGUUAGAAGCUGAAGCACUAGCUGAGAGGCGUAUCAUUAAUGCAAAGAAGUCAAAUAUGAACAGAAAUGUACCCCGCAAUACAUCGUACCCUCCUGCUCGUCCACCGAGACGUCAAGUUGAUGAAUACUCGGAGAGUGAGAGGGAGGAGUCAGAAUAUGAAACUGAUGGCGAGGACAUUGAGCACUCACCAAUUCGUGGAAGGGAAGAUGAGCUUGAUGAGGAUGAAUACGAGGAAGAUGCUGAAGAAGCACCUUUGUCGGAUGAAGAAAUGGAGGCACCGAAGCGGAAGAGAGAAUCAGGAGGCGGUGGGCACAGGCGCGAGGAGCUGGUCUCCGAGGAGGAGGAGGAGGACGACGACGACUCUCCACCCAGGAAGCAGCAGGCUGUUCAGCAUCGCAGGAAGGCCGUCGUUUUCGACGACAGCGACGAGGACUGAUGAUGAACAGGGGAAAACUUGUAAAACGUUGGUGUAUGACCUGCUACAGUUAUCUUUCUUUUUUGUGUGUGUUGGAGAAUCGUUGCCUGGAAACAGGAGGUUGUUAACUGUUGUUAUUCGGCACGCUGCUGGUUUGUUAUUAUUAUCAUCAAGAUAAAAGAAGAAGAAAUGAAGUAAAAAAUUCACGCGAAAUUCCCGUGAAAUUUUUAUGUU
Messenger RNA from Setaria italica (foxtail millet), 2299 nucleotides. Its product is annotated as protein LEO1 homolog. The record is from RefSeq and is a predicted model, not a curated record. Gene Ontology annotation, cellular component: Cdc73/Paf1 complex; nucleus. Gene Ontology annotation, molecular function: RNA polymerase II C-terminal domain phosphoserine binding. Lineage: Eukaryota; Viridiplantae; Streptophyta; Magnoliopsida; Poales; Poaceae. Gene Ontology annotation, biological process: positive regulation of transcription elongation by RNA polymerase II; transcription elongation by RNA polymerase II. The coding region runs from base 68 to 2086 and encodes 672 amino acids. The transcript is spliced from 11 exons.